This is a messenger RNA of Corylus avellana, 1454 nucleotides long. It is a transcript of the gene HAT3, whose product is annotated as homeobox-leucine zipper protein 3. Gene Ontology annotation, cellular component: nucleus. Lineage: Eukaryota; Viridiplantae; Streptophyta; Magnoliopsida; Fagales; Betulaceae. The record is from RefSeq and is a predicted model, not a curated record. Gene Ontology annotation, molecular function: sequence-specific DNA binding; DNA-binding transcription factor activity, RNA polymerase II-specific. Gene Ontology annotation, biological process: regulation of DNA-templated transcription.
UCUCUCUCUAUAUAUAUGUGUGUAUAUAUAUCUAUAUAUAGUCCCAUCCAUCCUUUCCACUGUACUGCAAAAAGAAAAAGGUUGUGACACCACAGCUGCCAAAGCUUGAGUCAUUUUCUAGCCUUCUUUUCCGUUUUGCUUUCUCUGAAUCCAAACGCUCUGGGAAUCAGACCAGAUAUUUGAAAGACAAAACAGAGAAGCUUGGUGGGUUUUGUUGGUUUUUUUUUUAAUAUUUUUUGUAUUGGUGGAAGGAGGAGGAAGAGAGAAAUGGGGGAGAAAGAUGAUGGGUUGGGGCUUGGGCUUGGGCUGGGGUUGAGCUUGAGCUUGGGAUGUGGUGGGAAUCUGCAGACUUCUGUGAAAAUGAAUCCCAUGCAAAACAAGCAGCCGCCUUCACAGAUGGUGCAAAAUCAUGACAAGAAGAGUUCUCCUUGGAAUGAGAUGUUUCAGUUUCCUGAUCGAAACCCAGAUGCGAGGCCGUUGCUGGGAGGAGUGGACGUGAACCGGCUGCCGUCGAUGGCGGAUUGCGAGGAUGAAAAUGGGGUUUCUUCACCGAACAGCACGGUUUCGAGCUUGAGCGGGAAGAGGAGCGAGAGAGAUGCAAACGGCGACGAGAACGACGCCGAGAGGACCUCGUGCUCUCGCGGCAGCGACGACGAAGAUGGCGGCGGCGGCGACGCUUGCCGGAAGAAGCUCCGGCUGUCCAAGGAGCAGUCUCUGGUGCUGGAGGAGACCUUUAAGGAGCACAAUACUCUCAACCCGAAGCAAAAGCUGGCGUUGGCAAAGCAGCUGAACCUGAGCCCGAGACAAGUGGAGGUGUGGUUCCAGAACAGAAGGGCAAGGACCAAGUUGAAGCAAACGGAGGUGGAUUGUGAGUACUUGAAGAGGUGUUGUGAGAACCUAACAGACGAGAACAGGCGGCUGCAGAAGGAGGUGCAGGAGCUUAGAGCACUGAAGCUCUCACCACAGCUCUACAUGCACAUGAACCCUCCCACCACGCUCACCAUGUGCCCUUCGUGCGAGCGUGUGGCCGUCUCAUCCUCCUCGUCCUCCUCCGCUGCCACUUCCUCUGCGGUCGCUCCAACCGGCUCAAUCCGCCACCCAAUGGUCCCCAAUGUCCAACGGCCUGUACCCAUCAACCCGUGGGCGACGUUACCGAUCCACCAUCGAUCGUUUGAUGCCCCAGCUCCGCGGUCGUAAUUGUGGGCUCGAGUAAGGGCAUUGUGGGAAUUAGGAUGAAAUGGGAUAUAAUGGUUGUUAGGAGAUGAUUUUAUAAGUCAAUUAAGGCUUGGGAUAUCUGUUUUCUUGAGUCAAGUCUUAGAUAGAGUUGGAUAUGAAGUCAAGUCUAGAUAGAGAAAAAAAAAAAAAAAAAAAAAGGUUGUAUGCAGUGGACAAGAAAGAGGCAAGUUGGAUGACUUGAACUACAAUAAAGAGGAAUCUAAAGUCUCUUUUGAUUA